GAAUCAACAACGAAUUCACCAUGCUAUUUAAUUCCCAUGCCAAGAGGACUUGAAGAGCAUGAGAGUUCAUCAUUAACCUUAAGUGGGUCCUGUUGCUGCCACGUGGGCAUGGCAUGGCCACUCUUUCUAUUUUCACAUAUUUUUUCUUGCGAGCAGUCAGUUACACUACCCUACAAAAGUCGGUAAUUUGUUAGGCUACCAUACAAAAAUUGGUGAUUAGUUACACUGCCCUACAAAACUCUGCUCGCUUAGACUCGAAGUAAGAGAGAAAUCUAUGUGUUGAUGAAAGUAUAUAACAAGCCCCCUCCCUCCUGUACAUCCAGCUAUUAUACAAUUCGUCUUGAAGGUCUUAAAUCUGUCAUACCAUCCUCUUAGUCCUCCAUAAGAAAUCUCAUGGAUCUCUCCAUGAAAGUCUUUGUGGUCGUCCUCCUACUUCUUGUGGCUAUUGAGGACCAGGGACCAGUGCAAGUAGCUUUGGCGAGGGACUGCAAGUCACAGAGCUACAAGUUCAAGGGGAUGUGCGUGCGCAAUGACAAUUGUGCAAGUGUUUGCCUGACCGAGGGUUUCCCCAGAGGCAAGUGCAAGGGCUUUGCAUGUUCCUGCUACAAGGAUUGCUAGAUGGCCCUGAUUUGUCUAUUGCGUACAUGCUUUUGUGUAAUAAAAAUUGAAUAAAUAAUAGUAGAUCUAUAUCCA
Messenger RNA from Triticum aestivum (bread wheat), 693 nucleotides. RefSeq names its product defensin Tk-AMP-D3-like. The transcript has 2 exons. The record is from RefSeq and is a predicted model, not a curated record. Gene Ontology annotation, biological process: defense response. NCBI's taxonomy places the organism in Eukaryota, Viridiplantae, Streptophyta, Magnoliopsida, Poales, Poaceae. Bases 394 to 618 code for a protein of 74 amino acids.